GACAUUAGCUUCAUUGGCCAGGAGAGCAACACGCCCCGUCAAGAAGAAGUUUGACGAGAGGAUUGCGCGCAAGAAACUGAGGGCCGAGCGAGGCAGAGAUCUACAGUCCAGCGCAGCUUACCCUCAACGCUUCUGCACAGCAGUGUACAAAGCUUGGGAGAUGGCCGUGGCUAAGGCAGAGAAAUGCCGAGAAGACCGGCUGAUGUGCUUGGCAUGA
Molecule: messenger RNA, 217 nt
Organism: Cladocopium goreaui
Lineage: Eukaryota; Dinophyceae; Suessiales; Symbiodiniaceae
Source: the annotation of a GenBank genome assembly